ACAGAGAGACAUAGAGAGAGAGAAAGACAGAGAGACAGACAGAGAGACAUAGAGAGAGAGAAAGACAGAGAGACAUAGAGAGAGAGAGAAAGACAGACAGGCAGAGAGACAUAGAGAGAGACAUAGAGAGAGAGAAAGACAGAGAGACAGAGAGAGAGAGAGAAAGACAGAGAGAGAGAAAGACAGAGAGACAUAGAGAGAGAGAGAAAGAGAGAAAGACAGAGAGACAUAGAGAGAGACAGAGAAAGAGAGAAAGACAGAGAGAGAGAGAAAGACAGAGAGACAUAGAGAGAGAGAGAAAGAAAGAGAGACAUAGAGAGAGACAUAGAGAGAGAGAAAGACAGAGAGACAGAGAGAGAGAGAAAGACAGAGAGAGAGAAAGACAGAGAGACAUAGAAAGAGAGAAAGACAGAGAGCGAGAGAGAGAAAGACAGAGAGACAUAGAGAGAGACAGAAAAAGAGAGAAAGACAGAGAGAGAGAAAGACAGAGAGACAUAGAGAGAGAGAGAAAGAAAGACAGAGAGACAGACAGAGAGACAUAGAGAGAUAGAGACAGACAGAGAGACAGAGAGAGAGAGCAAGACAGAGAGACAUAGAGAGAGAGAGCAAGACAGAGAGACAGAGAGAGAGAGCGAAAGACAGAGAGACAGAGAGAGCAAGACAGAGAGAGAGAGAUAGACAGAAAGACAGAGAGACAGAGAGACAGAGACAGACAGAGAGACAUAGAGAGAGAGAGAGCAAGACAGAGAGAGAGCAAGACAGAGAGACAGAGAGAGAGAUAGAAAGAUAGAGAGACAGAGAGAGACAGACAGACAGAGAGAGAGAGAUAGAAAGACAGAGAGACAGAGAGAGAGAGAAAGACAGAGAGAGAGAUAGAAAGACAGAGAGACAGAGAGAGACAGACAGACAGAGAGCAAGACAGAGAGAGAUAGAAAGACAGAGAGAGAGAGAUAGAAAGACAGAGAGACAGAGAGAGAGAGACAGACAGAGAGACAUAGAGAGAGAGAUCUUACACCGUCACUGCACUAGAAGCUGCUGUGAAGAGCGACACACAGCGAGUUUGUCCUUUCCUCCUAUGCGCCCCUCUGUGUCUGUGUGCGCGCGCGCGCCAGCGAGAGAGGGCUCACACUCUUCUUCCAGUCUCCUCUGGUCUCGGGUCGAAUCAAGAGCGUUGUAGUGGAAAUACUGGGAAUGAUGAGGAUGAGACAUCAUCCCUAACAGCGUUCCUAACAGGAUCUAUUCAUCUGGAAUAUAAUAUACUGACUGACUGGAUCACUACCAGGAUCUGACAUGGAAGGACUGCUCUCUCCCAUGAGGACCAGGAUGACAGAGGGGAGGCGAUGUCAGGUCCAUCUCCUGGACGACAGGAAGCUGGAGCUCCUCGUACAGCCCAAGUUGAUGGCCAAGGACCUGUUAGAUUUGGUGGCCUCCCACUUCAACCUAAAGGAGAAGGAAUACUUUGGGAUCUCCUACACAGACGAAACGGGUCAUUUCAGCUGGCUGCAGUUGGACCGGAGGGUUCUAGAACACGAGUUCCCCAAGAAGUCUGGACCCAUCGUCCUGUACUUCUGUGUCAGGUUUUACAUAGAGAGUAUUUCCUACCUGAAGGACAAUGCUACUAUCGAACUCUUCUUCCUCAAUGCUAAGUCCUGCAUAUACAAGGAGCUCAUUGAGGUGGACAGUGAGGUGGUCUUUGAGCUGGCCUCCUAUAUCCUACAGGAGGCUAAAGGUGACUUCAUCAGUAAUGACGUGACAAGGUCAGACCUGAAGAAGCUUCCAGCUUUGCCGACUCAGGCCCUGAAGGAACACCCAUCUCUGGCCUACUGUGAGGACCGGGUGAUAGAACACUACAAGAAGCUCAAUGGACAGUCCAGAGGGCAGGCCAUAGUCAAUUAUAUGAGCAUUGUUGAGUCUCUGCCUACAUAUGGAGUACAUUACUACACUGUUAAGGAUAAGCAGGGAAUUCCGUGGUGGCUGGGACUGAGUUAUAAAGGAAUCUUCCAGUAUGACUACCAAGACAAGGUCAAACCCAGGAAGGUGUUCCAAUGGCGUCAGCUGGAGAACCUCUACUUCAGAGAGAAGAAGUUCUCAGUGGAAGUUCACGACCCCAGGAGUAGGGCGUCGGUGACCAGAAGGACGUUUGGCCACAGUGGUAUAGCUGUCCACACCUGGUACGCCUGCCCUGCUCUCAUUAAGUCUAUCUGGGCCAUGGCCAUCAGCCAACACCAGUUCUACCUGGACCGCAAGCAGAGCAAGUCUAAGAUCCAUGCGGCUCGUAGUCUCAGUGAGAUAGCCAUCGACCUGACAGAGACCGGCACUCUGAAGACAUCUAAACUGGCCAACAUGGGCAGCAAGGGCAAGAUCAUCAGCGGCAGCUCUGGCAGUCUGCUCUCCUCAGGUUCCCAGGAGUCGGACAGUUCUCAGACAGCUAAGAAAGACAUGCUGGCAGCCCUGAGGGCCAGACAGGAGGCUCUGGAGGAGACUCUCAAACAAAGAUUAGAGGAACUCAAGAACAUCUGUAUCAGAGAGGCGGAAUUGACAGGGAAGCUGCCUAAGGAGUAUCCAUUGGAUCCAGGGGAGGAGCCUCCGACGGUCAGAAGGAAGAUUGGCACUGCCUUCAAGCUGGACGAACACAAGAUCCAGCCGAAGGGAGAGGAGGAGGAGCUAGAGCGUCUAGAGAGGGAGUUUGCCAUCCAAUCUCAGAUCACAGAGGCUGCGAGGCGUCUGGCCAGCGAUCCGCACGUGAGCAGUAAGAAGCUGAAAAAACAAAGGAAGACGUCGUACCUGAACGCGCUGAAGAAACUCCAGGAGAUAGAAAACGCCAUCAACGAACACCGUGUCCGCUCUGGGAAGAAACCCACGCAACGCGCUUCGCUUAUCAUAGAGGGUGAGACUACACACAUGCUGAGAGAAUCGCUUAUAAGAACCACAUCGCGUAAUAAAGAGGAGGCCAACAUGGGCUCAGAGGACAGCUCUCUGUCUGACGCUCUGGUCCUAGACGACGAUGACCCCCAGAUGACAGGGACCCCCACCUUCUCUCCGGCAGCGUCUCCCCAUAAGGGCCUCCCUCCCCGGCCUCCCUCCCACAGCCGGCCCCCUCCCCCCCAGUCUCUAGAUGGCCUCAGCCACCUGCACUACGCCCGCUCCGAAUACGACAAGUCCCCCAUCAAACCCAAGAUGUGGAGCGAGUCCUCGCUGGACGAACCCUAUGAGAGGGUCAAGAAACGCUCUUCACACUCCAAUCACAGGCGGUUACCCGGCUCUGGUAGUUGUGCGGAGGCAGGAGGCAGUAACUCUCUGCAGAGUAGCCCCAUCAGGAGUGUUCCUCACUGGAGCUCCCAGUCCAGCAUGCCCUCCACCCCCGACCUGAGGACCAGGACCCCUCACUACGUACACUCCACCAGGUCUGUGGACAUCAGUCCCACCCAUCUUCACAGUCUGGUUCAGCACUUUAGGAACCGCAGCUCCAGCCUGGAAUCUCAGGGCAAGCUGCUGGCCUCCGACCCCGACACACACACUCACACACACACCCUGGGAGCCCCCGGCAGCCCAGACAUCUUCCUGGCCCCGGGGACUCGCAGCUCCAAUGGCUCUGACCCGCUGGAUGACUGUUCGUCCUGUACCUCCCAGAGCAGCUCAGAACACUACUACCCUGGGGUAGCUCCAGGCUCCAACCCAAACUACUCCACCCUAGGAGAGGACUCCCCUUCCAAAGCCAGGCAGAGACAGAGACAGAGGCACAGGUCUGCAGGUCACCUUGGUUCCUCUAACUCUGGCUCCAUGCCCAACCUUGCAGCCAAGAACGGUUCAGGGUGCGGUGGUACGGGGGUGGCAGGGACUGGGUCAGGGCAGCAUGGGGUGUACCUCCACAGCCAGAGCCAGCCCUCGUCCCAGUACCGGAUUAAAGAGUACCCCCUGUACGUAGAGGGCAGCCCCAACCCGGUGGUGGUGCGCAGCCUGGAGAGUGACCAGGAGGGCCACUACAGCGUCAAGGCCCAGUUCAAAACCUCCAGCUCCUACACAGCCGGGGGGCUCUACAAGGAGACCUGGGGGGGCGAGGAGGGGGGAGAGGGGAGCAGCAGACUCACCCCGUCCCGCUCCCAGAUCGUACGGACUCCCUCACUAGGGCGAGAGGGGGGAGGAGGGGGGAGGGCGGUGGUGUCAGAUGAGUUGAAGUGUUGGUACCAGCGCUCUACGGGCAGUGUAAAGGAGAGGAGUCACGCCGGCUCCAACACGUCGGACAGCGGCUCGCUGCAAGGCACGCUGGGACUCGGACGAGGGAGCAGGGUGGGGACACUCGCCAAGGGAUCACCAGCGUCCCCUCACAGCCCGAGGAGUGGGACUCCCUCUAGUGAACAGGCCGCAACACCCACGCCCCCCUGCAGCCCACAACACAUCCUCAACUGGCAGAGCGGGUCAUUCAAUGAUAGUUGUUUUCUCAGCAGUCCUCUGUGUUCAGAGCUGGCAGAUGUCCAGUGGUACGGACACGACAAGGCCAAACCUGGAACCCUGGUCUGACCUACUGACCACCACCUAACACCUACCGACCCUUACUGACCCUCAACACUGACCCUUACUGCCUCCACCAACCUCUCCUCUAGCCCUGACUAGACUGGCCUCAUCAUGGACAGGAAACCCUCCUCCAUCCCUCCCUUUAUCCAUAUUUCCCUUUAUCAUUUUAUGUGCAUAUCAAGUUUGGUUGAGCUGGAGUUUAUAGGAAGGACAUGCCCAACUGGGCAGGACUAUUGUUGUGGAACAGCCAAACAGAACCGCUGAAUGAUCGUGAACCUUUAGUCCCUGACCCUGCUUCAGUCUGAGCCCCAGGGAGACCAGGAGUGGGAAAGGGGGAGGUGGGGGGGGGGUAAGAGCACACACACACACACACACAACCCCCUGCCCAGACUACACGGCCCUCAGGCCCUGACUUAUAUCUACCCCUGACCCCAGUGUGUUGCCAGCCAAUCAGAGGAUACCUGCAAGUUGAAAUGUGUUUUGGCUCAAAUUCUGGGCCUGUGUGUUUGCAGAGCAGAUUAUUGGAGAAUUCUAGAUUAUCUGAAAGACAAAAGACAAACAUACAAACAUUCCCAACUAUUAUAAUCCCAAUCCCAACUAUCUAUCCCACAACCAAAGAUCCACCUGACUGACCAAUGGCACCAGUCCCAUGGACACACUGGGAACGCUGGUUUAUCAUACUGGAAGCUACACCCCACAUACUGGGAGUUUUCAGAGGAACGGAAAGAGUGGUCAAUUCUACUGGGAUCCUGCUGGGAGUUCUGAGCACAUCUAUUGGGAUGUCAGUCAUCUGGAUUGGGGGUGUACAACAGCCAGCCAGACUGAUCAACUAGUCUCUGAUACUGGGACUAUCCACACUGCUACUGAGCAGUGAGCUCCUGGACUUGGAUGUUUUGCCACUAUGCUGGGGCACUGUGCUUAGCUGUUCUGGGAGAUUAUGGGCGAACUGGGGGCCCUGCACAGCCAGACCACAAACAGACAGGGACAGACGGGGGGCCCUGCACAGCCAGAUCAGGGACAGAAUGGGGGCCCUGCUCAGCCAGACCACAAACAGAUAGGGACAGACGGGGGGCCCUGCACAGCCAGAUCAGAGACAGACAGGGACAGAAUGGGGGCCCUGCUCAGCCAGACCAGAGACAGACAGGGACGGAAUGGGGGCCCUGCACAGCCAGACCAGAGACAGACAGGGAUGGAAUGGGGGCCCUGCUCAGCCAGACCAGAGACAGACAGGGACCGACUGGGGGCCACAGACACUUCUUCAGGGUUUGGGUCCUGGAGAGCCAGAAUAUGCUAGGAAUCUCUUGCUUAAAGCUAAUAUCUUGAGUUUGGGUGAAACUGUAGCAAUGUGUGUAGUAGUUUUGGGUUGAAUUGGAAUUAAGAACACAUGUAGUUUUGUGGAUUUAUUUCCAAACAUAUCUGCAGGCUUUCAGUGGUCUAUUUCAUCUGGCUCCUCCCCUUCAUUUGACUUUCUGGUGAGAGGUGAAAGCUAAUUGGAUGUUUAGGGCUGUGUGGAGCUGUUAAUCACACAGUUGUAGCGAAGGGCACACCCCUCCCUCACAGUCGAGCUGUGCAUAUGAUGAGAUUGGUGAGAUAUUAAACACUUCUCCAUGCGUUGUGACAUCAUACACCUGACUGUCUGUGCAGUCCUAUGUUAAAAACGGGAUGUAACCCGUGUUUAAGGACCAGUCUGUCUGUGUCACGUCAAUCUGUCAGUCUGUCUGUCCAACCCCAAGAUUGGUCAUUGUCUCAGACACCAGUGUAGUAUAUUUGGGGGUUAAUAUGUUGAUAAAGCUUGAGACCUGUAAACUCCAGAGGGUCCUCAUUUGUACAGGUCAUUAUCUCAGGCUAUACUCUCUCUGCCUAACAUCUAUCAACCGGUCAGAACACACAUAAACACAUUCUUUUCUCAGCGGUGCCAUCUAUGUCUUUACUCUAACCCAGCACUGAAAACCAGGGGCGCUACUUUCACUGGGGGCGGGGGGGACACAUUAUGAAAUUGCAUUUUUGUCACCCCCAGUUUUAUCAUUGGAAUGUGCUUUAGGACCAUGCGGACGCCUUCGAGCAGUCGGGUAGGCUGUUUGGAAUGUUAAUAAUAAUAAUAAUAAUAAUAUGUCCCCCCAACUUCUUAAACCAAAGUCGCACCCCUGCUGAAAACAGCCGCUCACUAAAACUACAAACCAUAUAACUACAAAUCCCACAGGGCCCAGUUCCUAGUCUAGCAGAGGAGGUGUCUGCUGUAUAGAGAUCCUGCUUCCCAGAGCCAAAUGAACAGCAGGAAGAGGUCUUUCCACCAAUCAGAGAGAUGUCAAGUUAAGUAUUCAAUCUAAGUUUGGAUACCAGAGCACAACAUACACAGUUAAACACAAUAUAUGAAAACUAUGGGCUCUUGAGUGGCACGGUGGUCUAAGACACUACAUCUCAGUGCAAGAGGCGUCGCUACAGUCCCUGGUUCAAAUCCAGGCUGUAUCGCAUCCGGCCAUGAUUGGGUGUCCGAUAGUGGUGGUGCACAAUUGGCCGAGGUAGGCAGUUAUUGUAAAUAAUAAUUUGUUCUUAACUGAAUUACCUAGUUGUUUUAUAUAUAAACUAUAGGCCUAUACAGAACCAGUUUUCAUCUAGUUCUCCUCCUGUCUUUUUGAUACAUAUAAGAGGAUUAAGAACAUCUGCAUAACAACACAUUCAUGAUGUAAGAGUAAAUCCAGACUUAAUAUAAAAAAGUAACACAGACACAUAUAGUAUAGAAAUAAUGUCACACCAGAACCAAACAGGGUGUUUAUAUUAUUGUGCUUCUAUUACUACACUGAACAAAAAGAUAAAUACAACAUGUAAAGUGUUGGUCCCUUGUUUCAUGAGCUGAAAUAAAAGAUCCCAGAAAUGUUCCAUAUGCUCAAAAAGCUUAUUUCACUCAAAUGUUGUGCACAAAUUUGUUUACAUCCCUUUUAGGGAAAAUUUCUCCUUUGGCAAGAUAAUCCAUCCACCUGACAGGUGUGGCAUAUCAAGAAGCUGAUUAAACAGCAUGAUCGUUACACAGGUGCACCUUGUGCUGGGGACAAUAAAAGGCCACUCUAAAAUGUGUAAUUUUGUCACACAACACAAUGCCACUGAUGUCUCAAGUUUUGAGGGAGCGUUCAAUUGGCAUGCUGACUGCAGGAAUGUUAAUUUCUCUACGAUAAGCCACGGGAAAGCAGUUUGCUGAUUUCAUUAUUGUGAACAGAGGGCCCCAUGGGGCGGUGGGAUUAUGGUAUGGGAAGGCAUAAACUACAGACAACAAUCACAAUUGCAUUUUAUCAAUGGUAAUUUGAAUGCACAGAGAUCCAGUGACGAGAUCCUGAGGCCCAUUGUCGUGCCAUUCAUCCGCCGCCAUCACCUCAUGUUUCAGCAUGACAAUGAACGGCCCAAUGUGGCACAUAUCUGUACACAAUUCCUGGAAGCUGAAUAUGUUCCAGUUCUUCCAUGGCCUGCCUACUCACCAAACAUGUCACCCAUUGAGAAUGUUUGGGAUGUGCUGGAUCAACGUGGAACAGAGUGUUCCAGUUCCCUCCAAUAUCCAGCAUAAUCGCGCACCCAUUGAAGAGGAGUGGCACAACAUUCAAAGGCCACAAUCAACAGCCUGAUCAACUCUAUGCAAAGGAGAUGUGUUGCGCUGCUUGAGGCAAAUGCUGGUCACACCAGAUACUGACUGGUUUUCUGAUCCAUGCCCCUACCUUUUUCUAAGGUGUCUGUGACCAACAAAUGCACAUCUGUAUUCCCAGUCAUGUGAAAUGAAUAAAUUAGGACCUAGUGCGUUUAUUUAAAAAGCUAAUUUCCUGAUAUGAACUGUAAGUCAGUAAAAAAAAAUUGUUGCAUUUAUAGUUUUGUUCAGUAUAGAUGAUGUCAUCAAUGAACUCUGAACUUUGACAUUGGUUUAGUAAGUGAGGCCAUCACCGUAUCCCACGGUAACAGGGCUGUGACACAGCGAGAACGUAUAGCCAUACCCUUGAACCCCUACAUUUAAUUUAUAGAUUCCAUACACCUCUUGCUUACGUAGACCGACACAUAGACCAACUCUUGUUAUAAGCUAAUUCUAAAACAAGUAUUUUAAAGCACACCUUAUGGUUUUGUACUGGGGGAAAGAAACCUUUGCCUAACAUUGUUGUAAUGCUGUAUGUGGACAGUGCUUAUUGUGUGUACAAAAACCCAAACAAAACAAUUAAUUGCGGACUCUCAAGCACAUGUUUGCCUGUGCUUUGUACAGGGUUUAUAUCCUCCAUUGAAUCUUUAAAAAACACAAAUAUAAAACAUGGUUUAAAGGUUGCACAAAAAUCUUACCCUGUCAGAUUAGUUGAACUUGUACCAUGCAGCAAGUUGGACCUGAAAUUCCUUCUGUUUGUAGGAGUUUUACAGCCCCCUCCCCAACCCUGCCUUACUGCAAGGUGUCCUGGUAAAUGCUGUGUUUGACCUCUCCUGUAGUUCACCUACUUAGAAUCACUGGGGAACUGCAUUCUGCCAUCAGCUAUGCUAUGCUAUACUAAGGCUUGUUAGCCUGUCCAUUCCCCCUGAAUGAGCCACCUCUGCUAACUCACACCAUACCAUGCAUGCUCUGGUUCCCGAAACAAACAACAAUGAACAAAUAAACCCAAAACAUGAGCAGUCCAUGUGGUAAGACCAUCCCUCUCCCCUCACCUUUUCCUCCUUAACAGAGAAUAAUUUCUGUAUCCAUGACAACACCCAGUUUGACCUUUGACUCCUAACCCCUGUGGUAAUCUCUGACCUCUGAGCCCAAUGUGACACUGUGUGUUGUACCCUCUUCUAUAGCCCCCCCUUCGACCAUACUAUGUGUACCCCCUAUGCCCAUACUGUCUGUACUCCAUAGAAACAUAAAACAUUUUUAUAGUUAAAGAAGAUUAAACUAACUAUUUUAUCAACCUCUUUCCUGAACAUGCUGUACGGAGGGGCACUGUAAGCCUAUGUGGAGUUUUUAACAUUGUUUCCAAGUUCUAACAGAGUAACAUAGUAAGAAUAAUUUCAGGUGCUACAUGAUGACCAGUUACUGCUUUGUCACAUAGGAUAUAGACUCUCCUAAUUGUUGUCAAUAGUUUUAAUACCAGUUGUGCAGAAUGGAAACCGUUCCUUUAGGCGCCAGUUCAGUAAGACACCACUCCACCAGACCAUAGAGCAUGUAACAUGAUUUGAUUUGUUCUCUUCAACGUUAACCUGACAAAAGGUGUUGUAGGAAAAAAACUAUGUGGAAUUCACACAAAAAAAGACUUCAACAGCUAAUUUAUUAUUUUUUCUAUUAAGAAUUUGUAUAGUAACUGUACAUUUUUCUAAAUGGUGUUGUUGGCAACUGAUGAUGAAAUGUCCAGAUGAGAAGACUUGGUGGUUAUUGAGAUUAGGAAAAUAAAUUAUUGCUGAAUGUUCUCAA
Molecule: messenger RNA, 9913 nt
Organism: Oncorhynchus keta (chum salmon)
Lineage: Eukaryota; Metazoa; Chordata; Actinopteri; Salmoniformes; Salmonidae
Product: FERM domain-containing protein 4A-like
Exons: 24
Coding region: 1291-4518 (1075 amino acids)
Biological process (GO): establishment of epithelial cell polarity
Cellular component (GO): bicellular tight junction; adherens junction; cytoskeleton
Source: RefSeq, a predicted model, not a curated record